UGUAUCAACGUUCCAACAAACGUAUUUCUGUUUCUGACUCUAUUCUGUAAGCUUGUUUUCGCUGGCUCAGCUCAACGAUCGAUUAAAUUCCGUUGUUUGUCCUAAAGUAAAUUUUCAACAAACUGAAAAUAAAUUUAUAUUGUUUUGCAUGGUUUAUUUGUGACAAGACUUCGGAAUGACUGACGAAUUCCACUGCUUCCCUGCCGCUGAAUCACCAAAUAGAUCGUCGAAGAACGAGAAUGUGAAGCUGGUUCUGAAGAACAUAGCCGGCGAGAUGGUGACGAUGGUCAUCCAAAACGACGAAACAUUCAAAGAGCUCAAGGAACGAGUCAUGCUUGAAACUGGAAUCACACUGGAUAUAAAUGAUUUCAGAAUCCAAGGAAAAACUAUCACCAACGAUUCAAAAGUUUCUGAUUAUUUUGCAGAUGCUCAAGGUGAAUCAAUCGAAGAGAAACCUGUUAUUACAGAAGAUACAAAAUGUGCCGUACCUGGGUGUGGAAAUACAAAGAUUAAUUGUCCCGAUAAAGCGUUUUUCCAAUUUCCUUUGGAGGAACUUAGGUGUCAGCAAUGGGCGUUGUACUGUCAGAAGCUGAGCGAGCAGUCAGGAAAGCACCGAAUCCAGUUGAACAUGAGCUCGGCGAUCUGCGCCGAUCAUUUCAGGAGAGAUCAGUUCGUGAAGAACACGACCACCCUGCUGAAGCGAACCGCCGUUCCUUGCAUUCGGCCCGAACUGCCUACCGGCUGCGACGCCAACACCCCGAGGAGGAAAAUGCCUCCAAUGUCGCUGUCUCCCAGUAUGUCUCUCAAAAGUGACAAGAUUUUCGAGGAUUUCUUCUCCAACAACCUAUCAACUCUUCCUCCUGGAUCCAUCAUUCUUUGUCGUCUAUGUGCCAACCCUUCUCCAGAUAUGCUAUUCAUUUUUGAUGACAUUGGUUACAAGCUGAAUAUUUUGGAGAAAAUUAACAACUGUCUUUCUGUUGUGGUUCGUAACACAGACCCUUUGCCAAAGCAGAUUUGUCGUCUUUGUUAUGAAAAAUUGACAAGCUUCAAUGAUAUGGUUGAGUCAUCUCUAAAAGCUGAAUCAAAGUUGAAAAGCCUAGUGAAGGAAAAGCAAUUUAGGUUGGAUUUACCACCAGACAAUGAAGCAGAAAAGUCUGGAGGAGGUGGAGCAGAAGGAGAAGAAGCAGCCGGAAAUAAUACGGAAGAAAACAACGAAGAAGAUGAGAAUCCGGACAAAAGUGAGAAAAACAAACACUACUGUUGUCCUCUUUGCAGUUGCGGCAAAAUGAUGCUGAAGAGUGGCAUUUACCGAGCGCGCACUCCACCCGGCCUGAAGCAGGAAGCCCCUGAGGAGGGCGAAGAAGGGGAACCUCGCUCCGAACCAGAAGACAACGGCGAUGCCGCCAGCUGCGAACAGAAGCCAUUCUGGAACGGCCACGGCCAGGGCCAGGGUCUGCCCGAACUAGAAAUGGAGAAUCUCUAUCCGGACUGUAUUGUCGGAAUGGAUUUGGACGCCAUACCUGAAGAGUCGUGGGAAAGUGAAUCAUCCGUCAAACAAGAACAGAUCGUGUCCACUGUUAAAAACGAAAUCUACUGUCGCAUAUGCAGAGUGGAGUUUACCAACAUCGAAGCUGUCUUGGAGCAUUCACACUCGCAUGCUGAAGACGAUUCUUUUCCAUGUGGUUUCUGUGACAGCUAUUUUCCCACUAGAAAUGAACUGGAACAUCACUUUCAAGAGCACAGGAUCAUGAAGAAGAAAAUUGUUUCAAGUGAAGUCUACGACCGAGGCCAGUUGUUCGCUUGUGAUGAGUGUGGAGUGUCUUUCAAGACGGAGUCAAAGUAUCGCGCGCACUACUGCCAAUCAGCUGUUCUCAACUCCAACAAUCGCUGCCUGCAAUGCAACAAAUCGUUUCGCUCUGCCGAUCGGUUGAAGUUCCACCAGCGCUUUCACGAAGGUGCCGUGCCCGGAUACUGCGAGAUCUGUCAGAAAACAUUUCCCGACGAGGUAAAACUGUACAAGCACACCAUGUAUUUGCACUCGCAAAACAAGGGACAUUGCUGUGAAGAGUGCGGAAAAGUGUUCCGGUCAGUGAGCUCACUGAGAUACCAUCAGCGGUCACAUCAGGGAGAGACCGUCAUGAAACCGUUCACUUGCGAACAGUGUGGAAAGUGUUUCAUUCGAAAAAGUAUGUUGCGCAACCAUAUGCUCGCAACGCACAAAAACUUGAGCCAAGAGGGCACCUGCUUCACUUGUAAACUCUGCUUUGAAGCUUUCCCAUCGACCGACCAUGCAGUAGCACACAUGGACAUACACCACACAGUUGAAUGUCACGGUGAAAGUACCUACAGUUUUGAAAUGCACACAGUGUCACGGCUGUAUAUUUGCGAGUAUUGUGAACGCUGUUUCACGAAUUCGGCCACACUGAACGCACACAGGGAGGGGCACCCGACCGACACGCCCUAUCAGUGCAAGAUGUGCGACAUGUCGUUUGCUGCGCACGACAAUCUAAUCGAGCACAAGCCGAUGCACUUUGAUUACAUCGACAAGGCGGCCCAAGAUUAUAGUCAGGAUUUCAACAUACCCACUGUGUACAUGUGCGAGUUUUGUGAGAGAUGCUUUUUGAAUUUCACCAAAUUGUCGGAACAUUUAACGGUGCACUGGGGGGACCAUCCGCACCACUGCAGGAUCUGCAAUGCCAAGUUCAAGACAGCUGAGGAAGCUGGCGAGCACAGGAGGGGCCACGACCAGUCGGCGGCUCCUGUCGACGACUUUGACUACUACAGGCCGUACGAGUGCCACUACUGCAGGAAGUCGUUUGCCAUCGAGGACGCACUCAUCAAGCACAUUCGCAUGCACACCGGCGAGAAGCCGUUCAUCUGUGACGUGUGCGGCAAGGGCUUCUCGCAGAGCUCGGGCCUCUACACGCACCAGAAGGUGCACUCGGACGAGCGGCCCUACAGCUGCGCGCACUGCCCGCGCACCUUCAAGAUCAAGGGUGACCGUGACGUGCACGUGCGCAAGCACUCGGGCGACCGGCCCUACUCGUGCGAGUUCUGCGGCAAGGCGUUCAUGACGCAGCAUGUCUACAGCCAGCACCGCAAGAUACACACGGGCGAGCGACCCUACCGCUGCGACGUCUGCGGCAUCACCUUCCGGCGCUCGCACGUGCUCACUGUGCACAAGCGCAUCCACACCGGAGAGAAGCCGAACGUCUGCGACGUGUGCGGCAAGCGUUACCGCCAGAAGGGCGACAUGCUCAAGCACCGGCGCGUCCAACACGGCAUUGCCAACGUCAAGCUUCAACACCCCUCUAUAUGAUUCCAAUUUAUUUAUUCAUUUAUUUAUUGGUAUUGGUAGAAUUGUUAUGUGUUGUACAAUAAUUAUUGGGAUAUAUUUUGUAGUUUUGUUUGAUGAUUAGAUAUUAUGAGAAUUGUUUGACUAGUCUCUCAGUCAACAUAACGUUCUGAUAACGUUACCUUAAGCUAGUUAACUAAGCCAGUUGGACGUUCGAUUUCUUGACGUACUUAUGAAUUCACCAGAUUAGACGGAACUUGACAAACAGCAUCUGUUUAAUCUAGUAGAAUUCAUAAGGACGGCAAAACAUCGUACAUUCAAAAAUGAU
Molecule: messenger RNA, 3623 nt
Organism: Nilaparvata lugens (brown planthopper)
Lineage: Eukaryota; Metazoa; Arthropoda; Insecta; Hemiptera; Delphacidae
Product: zinc finger protein 493
Exons: 7
Coding region: 176-3319 (1047 amino acids)
Cellular component (GO): nucleus
Molecular function (GO): protein binding; zinc ion binding
Source: RefSeq, a predicted model, not a curated record